Molecule: messenger RNA, 999 nt
Organism: Solea solea (common sole)
Lineage: Eukaryota; Metazoa; Chordata; Actinopteri; Pleuronectiformes; Soleidae
Product: odorant receptor 131-2-like
Exons: 2
Coding region: 1-999 (332 amino acids)
Biological process (GO): G protein-coupled receptor signaling pathway
Cellular component (GO): membrane
Molecular function (GO): G protein-coupled receptor activity
Source: RefSeq, a predicted model, not a curated record
AUGAUCCUGACAAUGGCCUCCAUGAAUUCCUCCGUGCACAGUUAUAACAUGUCGAGUCUGACUUAUCGGGACCCUUCGAGCACAGCUGUUGCCAAAAACGUGUUCAUUCUGGCUCUUGGUCUCACCAUCAACUACAUCAAUGGGACACUGAUUCACACCUUCAGGAAACACCAGAUAUUUUACACAAAUCCUCGUUAUGUCUUAUUCAUCCACCUGGUCCUGAACGACAUGAUCCAACUCACUGUGACCAUCUGCCUGUUCGUCUUGAGCUACGUCAUCUACCGAAUCCAAACGUCCUUGUGUUGCCUCUUCAUUACUUUCGCCUCCUUCACCACCCUCAACACCCCUCUGAAUCUGGCCAUCAUGGCAGUGGAGUGCUACAUUGCCAUUUGUCUGCCGCUGCGACACGCCGAGCUGUGCACCAUCAGGAGAACGUACAUUCUGAUCAGCUGGAUUUGGGCCAUGAGCGCCAUCUCGACUCUGCCAGACGUGUUUCUUAAUGUGGCAACGGAGCCUGAGCGGUAUAUUUAUGCCUCAAUUUUUUGUGAGAGGGACAAUUUGUUCCGCCACCCUAUAAGCUUACAAAAAAGGGACAUUUCCUUCAUUAUUUACCUAAUUGGGGUUUGGCUGACUGUCUUUUUCACUUACUUCAAGAUCUUCUUUGUUGCUCAAGCAGCUAAAAAGGCUAAAUCAGAGGACGGAAAUGCAAAGAAGGCCAGGAACACAAUCUUGCUUCAUGGCUUUCAGCUAAUGAUGUGUAUGCUCACGUAUAUCUACCAUACGAUAAUGAAGGCACUGAUAUAUUUGUUCCCUAAACAUUACAUAAACGUCAUCUUCGUUUGUUACAUCUUCAUCCAGAUUCUACCCAGGUUAAUCAGUCCCAUUGUGUACGGGCUGCGAGACAAGACCUUUAGACAGCACUUGAAAAAGUAUCUGCUGUGCUCAGUGAUAGCGAGUGUCACACCCUGGACCAAGGCCAAAUGUGGGUCUCUGUCCUGA